AUGAUAACGAUCCCUUAUUUGACCGCCGUAUCCACCUACUUCAGCUACGGAUUGCUCUUCGCCUUUGGCCAGCUCCGUGAUUUCUUCCGUCGUUUCCUGGAUUGGUGGCUCACUAGCAAUCUCCAGGGAUACGCGCCAAUCUGUCUGGGGCAUGAAGAUUUCUACAUCAGGCGAUUGUAUCAUCGGAUUCAGGAUUGUUUUGAACGACCCAUAUCGAGUGCACCUGAUGCCUGGGUUGAUGUAGUGGAGCGCUACUCUAACGAUAACAACAAGACGCUAAAGCGAACAACGAAGACUAGCAGGUGCCUCAAUUUGGGGUCAUACAAUUAUCUUGGGUUUGGUUCUUUUGAUGAAUAUUGCACGCCUCGUGUUAUUGAGUCCUUGAAGAAAUUUUCAGCAAGUACAUGCAGCUCUCGUCUUGAUGCAGGAACUACAUCGGUCCAUGCGGAACUUGAAGAAUGUGUUACUAGGUUUGUGGGAAAGCCUGCUGCUGUUGUCUUUGGCAUGGGCUAUGCAACAAACUCGGCCAUCAUUCCAGUCUUGAUUGGAAAAGGAGGGUUGAUAAUAAGUGAUUCUUUGAAUCAUAGUUCGAUUGUCAAUGGUGCUCGAGGUUCAGGAGCCACUAUCCGAGUUUUCCAGCAUAACACGCCCUCCCAUUUGGAACGUGUUCUGAGAGAACAAAUUGCAGAUGGACAACCUAGGACACACCGGCCGUGGAAGAAAAUUAUUGUUGUUGUUGAAGGUAUUUACAGCAUGGAAGGGGAGAUUUGUCAACUGCCUGAAAUUGUCGCCGUAUGCAAGAAGUACAAGGCCUAUGUUUACUUGGAUGAAGCUCACAGCAUUGGGGCAAUUGGUAAAACAGGAAAGGGUAUCUGUGAACUCCUGGGAGUUGACACAGCUGAUGUGGAUGUAAUGAUGGGAACCUUCACGAAAUCUUUUGGGUCUUGUGGUGGCUAUAUUGCUGGAUCUAAGGAGCUCAUCCAAUUUUUGAAGCAUCAAUGCCCAGCUCACCUUUACGCAACAUCCAUACCGACUCCUUCCGCACAACAAAUCAUAUCUGCCGUUAAAGUUCUUAUGGGAGAGGACGGUACAAACCGGGGGGCACAAAAGCUAGCAAGAAUACGCGAGAACAGCAACUUCUUCCGGGCUGAGCUGCAGAAGAUGGGGUUUGAGGUACUUGGAGACAACGAUUCCCCAGUCAUGCCAAUAAUGCUUUACAACCCAGCAAAAAUCCCAUCUUUCUCAAGAGAAUGUCUUCGACAGAAAGUGGCAGUGGUGGUUGUUGGUUUCCCAGCUACACCUCUACUGCUGGCUAGGGCACGUAUCUGCAUAUCCGCAUCUCAUUCAAGAGAAGAUCUUAUAAGAGCCCUCAAGGUUAUAAGCAAAGUAGGUGACCUUAGUGGAAUCAAAUAUUUCCCGGCAGAGCCGAAGAAACUAGAACACACUAAAAAUGACAUCAAGCUGGAAUGA
Messenger RNA from Microthlaspi erraticum, 1470 nucleotides. Lineage: Eukaryota; Viridiplantae; Streptophyta; Magnoliopsida; Brassicales; Brassicaceae. The record is from the annotation of a GenBank genome assembly.